AUGACAUCAGAUAAGCUCAUCUCUGUCACAGAGAUAGCAAGACAUAACACGGCAUCCGACUGCUGGCUCGUGGUCGACGGCCAGGUUUGGGAUUUUACAGAAUUUCAUGAAGAACAUCCCGGAGGAUCAGCCAUAAUUCUGAAAUAUGCCGGCCGUGACGCCACAAAACCAUACAAUGAAGUUCAUUCACCAUCUACAAUACGCAAAUACCUCCAUCCAGAUAAACUCAAAGGCGUCCUAGACACCUCAACCAUCAACGACGAAUGGCUCAAGGAACCACCCGCUGAAAAUACGCGUGUCAUGCUUGACAAUGAAAAGCCCCCGUUACAUACACUCAUUAACGCCCAUGAUUUUGAGAUUGUUGCUUCCAAGACUGCAAAUAAAAAGACGUGGGCGUUUUAUUCUAGUGCUGCAACGGAUUUGAUUACUCGGGACGCGAAUAAGUCUUGCUUUGAUCGAAUAUGGUUCCGUCCGCGGAUAAUGAGGAAUGUGCGUUCGGUGGAUACGCGGACGAGUAUUAUGGGUGUUGAGAGUAGUUUACCCUUGUUCGUUAGUCCGGCGGCUAUGGCGAAGUUGAUUCAUCCUGAUGGUGAACGUGCUAUAGCCAAAGCAUGCUAUGAGAAAGGUAUCCUGCAGGGUGUGUCCAACAACUCAUCAUACUCUAUCGAAGAAUUAGCUGAGACCGCACCCAACGGCAAAUUCUUCUUCCAGCUCUACGUAAGCCCUGAUCGCGAAAAAUCCGCUUCACUCAUACGGAAAGUCUCUUCACUACCUCAAUUCAAAGCCAUCCAUAUUACCGUGGAUGCCGCAUGGCCCGGUAAACGAGAAGCCGAUGAACGCGUCAAAGUAGACGAGAGCACUUCGGUGCCCAUGUCAGACGCAAAGGCUAAAAACGAUAAAAAGGGUGGUGGUAUUGGUCGAUUGAUGGCAGGCCACAUCGAUCCUGCGCUGACGUGGGAUGAUAUCGCAUUUGUGAGAAGACAUACACAUCUACCUAUAUGUCUGAAGGGAAUAAUGUCAGCUGAUGAUGCGAUUUUGGCAAUGAAAGCUGGUGUUGAUGGGAUUUUGUUGAGUAAUCAUGGUGGCCGAAACUUGGAUACUAGUCCUCCGUCGAUUAUCACGUUACUGGAGCUUCAGAGACGGGCUCCUGAGGUUUUUGAUUGUAUGGAGGUUUAUGUUGAUAGUGGUAUUCGACGUGGGACGGAUACACUCAAAGCCGUUGCUUUGGGAGCCACGGCUGUGGGCAUGGGUCGUAGUAUGUUGUUUGCGACAAAUUAUGGUCAGGAGGGUGUUGAGCAUUUGAUUGAUAUAAUGCGUGAUGAACUAGAGACUGCCAUGAGGAAUAACGGUAUCACCUCGUUGGAUGAGGCAAGUCCUGAACUGGUUAAUACAGGAGACGUGGACCACCUGGUUCCUGCAGGACGUCUACAUCAAUAUGCAAGGAAGGUGGCCAAGUCGCGACAAAAACUUCUUGCAGCGAAGCUGUAA
Messenger RNA from Talaromyces stipitatus ATCC 10500, 1488 nucleotides. RefSeq names its product mitochondrial cytochrome b2-like, putative. The transcript is spliced from 4 exons. Lineage: Eukaryota; Fungi; Ascomycota; Eurotiomycetes; Eurotiales; Trichocomaceae. The coding region runs from base 1 to 1488 and encodes 495 amino acids. Gene Ontology annotation, molecular function: oxidoreductase activity. The record is from RefSeq and is a predicted model, not a curated record.